Messenger RNA from Penicillium manginii, 1281 nucleotides. Its product is annotated as fungal specific transcription factor domain-containing protein. NCBI's taxonomy places the organism in Eukaryota, Fungi, Ascomycota, Eurotiomycetes, Eurotiales, Aspergillaceae. Gene Ontology annotation, biological process: DNA-templated transcription. The record is from RefSeq and is a predicted model, not a curated record. Gene Ontology annotation, molecular function: DNA binding; zinc ion binding. The transcript is spliced from 3 exons. Bases 1 to 1281 code for a protein of 426 amino acids.
AUGCGCCGGAUCUUUCCAGUGAUCGACCCGGCUCUCUUCUCUCAGACCAUCCAAACGGCGUAUUCGGAUCGCAUCUCACCUGCUGAAAAGUAUAGCGCGCAGGCAUGCAUACUAGCUUUUAUGGCUAUGUUUUCCUCUCUCUACCAUUUCGACCCAGGCUACCAUGGCGCUGAACUUCCUCCUAUUCCCCGCGAUACUUAUAUUGCACAUGCGACCGCAUUUCUUCCAGCUAUUGUCCAAGAAUCUCUCAACUUGGAUGCGUUACAGACCGCUAUCUUACUGGCAAUAAUCAGUACCCUCGCCGGUGAGAUACAAACUGCAGUUAAUCAUACUUCCAUUGCUUCCCGCCUUUUAAUGGCGGUCGGAGCGCACACAAUGUCGGAUAAUAUUGAUUGGAACGGUACUUCACAACCAACCGUUAGGCAACAUCUUCGCGCUCUGUUCUGGUUUUGCUAUUCCCUCGACAAAGAUCUGGCUCUCCGAACCGGCCAACCGCAUUGCCUUAGGGACGAGGAUUGCAUCACCAGUAUCCCUUCAUUGUAUGAAGAGAACUUCCACUUGUGUCUAGACUACUCCCCAGCAAGCACUGACACAAAAGCCGGCGGCCCUAUUUUCCCAUGCAACCUGCGUCUCAGCAAAAUCAAGUCACGAACAUACGUAGCCCUCUACUCCCACAAGGCUUUUCAAAAGUCUGAUAUCGACAUUCUCCGCUCAAUCCGCGAACUAGAUGAAGAUCUCGAGUGUUGGAGAAUGUCAUUACCGGAGAGUCACCGACCGCAGCUCUCCUUUGCGCCAAAACAAACGAAGCCCAAAAACACAUACCUGGUCCUAACACAUAUGAACUACUAUUGCUGCGUCAACCUCAUCCACCUUGCCUGUAGCCGAUGUAGUGCUUGGCGCUCAGGCCCCUCGCCGUUGACAGAAAUGUCAAAUGGCCUGCAAUCCAGCCUAUCACUAUCCGUGGAGGCAAGUCGUUCUCUGUUACUUUUUCUUGACGACUCAGAGCCCCGAAUGAGUGCCGCAAGCUUCUGCCUCCCCUUCUACCUGAUGUCUGCUGUGAUAACGGUAUUCUGCAACCUGAAUCUGCCUGAGAAACCCGAUGCUGAGAGUGCGAGACGCGAUCUCUGCCUUUUGGAACUGGCCGAAACGGCCACAGGUCGUCUUUUCCUCCGACGAGACAGUGCUCUUGGGAGAGCGAGUGAUUUAAAACCUGUGACGGGGUCUAUAUCUGCAUUGAGGGAACAUGCCGAGAGGGCCGUUUUGGCACAAUCCCUGGGGUAG